AUGUCGGCCGCGGUCCGCCGGUGCACGGCGCUGUUGUUGCUGCUGUUCUUGUGUGAUGGCGACAGCGUCGGUGCCGGUGGCGGUGCUGCCGCGCAGCGGUCGCCCGGCGGCGUGGGCAUACGGCACGGCCGGUCGAGAAACGCGAGGAAUCUGCGGCCGAACGUUCAGGUGCCGGUCAAGCAGCCGGCUGCCGCCACCACGGCACCCACCGACACCGGCGUUCUGGACAACGACAUCGUCAACCGGUUGCUGCGGACCGUCGAGUCGCAACAACAGUUGGGUAACAACUGUACGGCCGGCACGCACCUCAAUCUCGGCGAGGGCGUCGUCGACAGAUACGCUCAGGUCAGUGCGGUAGCCCGGUGCUUGGGGUCGGGUAAUGAUUUGGCAAACGCGGGGGGAGUUGCGGCGUGUUUUCAUGGUAACAAUCGACUCGGUCGGGCUUUAAGUUGA
Cinara cedri is the source of this 453-nucleotide messenger RNA. The record is from the annotation of a GenBank genome assembly. NCBI's taxonomy places the organism in Eukaryota, Metazoa, Arthropoda, Insecta, Hemiptera, Aphididae.